AGUAAAUUUCUGGGAGUACUUUCCGUUAGGUUUCGUACUCUGAGUUUAUGGUCGUUUUUUCUCAAAAUAUAAUAAUGUCAAAUUUGAAAAUAGUAGAAAAAUAUAUCCUGUGUUAAAAGUAUAUGACAGAAUUAAAUAUCAUCAAGUGAAAUGUCUGUUCAGAUGGUAAAAGAUGUUGACAAUAUUGUUGAUAAUUUCAUUGUUGACAAAAAACAUACACCAAACAUUGAACCAUGUUUGAAAAAAAUUCAGGAUAUAUUUGGUGUGAAAGUUGAAUUCGAUAAUGUUGUUAAAAUAACAGGAGAAUCUGAGAAACAGUGGUUGAAAAUUACUGGUGGAAAAUGGGAUAAACAAAGUGCUAAGGAAUAUAUUAUUGGUUUAUGCAAUCCAGAAGAAACAUUGGUGUAUAAAUGCAGAAGGUCACUUCUACACGAUGAGUUGAUGAACAUUGAGAAGGACACCAAUGCUGUCAUUCAGUGCCUCAGUGACCGAGAGUUAAACAUAUCCGGAACACAGCUGGCCGUUACGCUUGCCCUGUCGGCGGUGGAAGAGCUAACGAACAACUCGACCAUCACACAGGAGAGCACAGACACGAACAACCACUCCGCAGUGAUGCGCGACUCUGCCGCCUCAGAGAGACUUCAAAGCACGCUACAGAGAGCUCUGACGGAGAUCGGCGACGGCAACUCGAAAUCUGAAGACUACCAGGCCGUGCCGGAUUCAGUGAAGCGCGUCAUCUUGGACUGUCUUUCCCACGAAGAUAUCAGUGAGGCAGACCUGUUUGAGUCCGAUGCAAGAGAGAUCAAUGUCAAAUGUUCUGCUGCAUCCCAUUUCAGUAGCAAAAACCAUCCUCAUCCUCAUCAUCACCACACGAGCAGUGGAGAUGCUUCGACGACGAAAACAGCUUACGCAUCCAGCCUGCUGGGGGGUCUGGAGACCGAUGGUGGGGCAGCUUUCCAGAAGUCGGAAGUGGCGGCGUUGUCUAGCAGAAAGGAGUGUGGUGACAAAAACAACUCGGGCGGUGACAAGAAUAAUUCUGAUCUGAAUUACCUUCGAAAGCUGGGACUCUCGGUGGGCUACUCCUGUGACGAGGUUGAGGAGGGACUCCUGCUGUUGAAUGACUCUGUGAAACCAGCAGACUACUUACACAUUUUGCAGAACAUUAAAGAAGAUAAAGAUAGAGCUGGAACAGCCGCCCCGGCACAGGUUGGCUCAAACAGCCCCGCAGCAAACAUUGUGUCCGAUGCAAUCGUCAUACCGGACUCAACAGAGAUGAAUAGUGAUCAUGAUGAUGAUGUGGUUUUCAUUAGUGAACACUUUAAGACUCCUUUGAAACCAGUGAAAACUAAAGGCAAAGUGGGAGGCCUGUCUUCAAUGGAGAAACAAGAGAUGAGCCUUAACCAGAAGGAACUGAAGGACCUCUACAAGAAGCAGCAGCAGCAGCAGCAGUCCACCACGGGGAACAAGUCGAAAGGGAAGAGAGACAAGAAAGUGCCACAGCACCAGGACCAGGGGAGUGCGGUGGGCCAGGCAAAGAGGACGAAGUCUCCACUGGGUGUGAAGAGAAAGCAGGUCGACAGCAGCGAUGACGACCAGACCUGUGUGAUGGAGGUCUGGCAGUUGGGUGACGUCGGCCAGUCGUCGCACCCACAGUCACAGCCUUGCGUGCCCAUCAAUCAGUCACAGCCUUACAUGCCCAUCAGUCAGUCACAGCCUUACGUGCACAUCAGUCAGGAUAACCUCAUUCCAGACUUGAUGGAGUUGUCGACUCAGUCUUCUAGACCUGUUUGCAAUGAGCGGCAGCCCAGAUAUAUUGUGGUGGAUGGCAGCAACGUGGCAAUGGAACACGGUAACGGUAGAGUGUUUUCCUGCCGUGGAAUUGAAAUAUGUGUGAACUACUUCUUAGCGCGUGGACACAAAGUAACGACCUUUGUUCCGCAGUGGCGAAAAUAUCGACCCAGCUUCUCCAACACCAUCGUUGACCAGGCAGUCCUUGACCGUCUCCACUCGAACGGCAACCUUGUUUUCACACCGUCAAGACGCAUUCAGGGGAAGACGAUAGCUUCUUAUGAUGAUAGGUAUGUUCUCUCAUUAGCCGAAAAGGAAGAUGGGAUCAUUGUGUCUAACGACCAGUACCGGGAUCUUAUGCAAGAGAAACAGAGUUGGUGUAAAAUUAUAGAAGAACGACUUCUGAUGUUUAACUUCGUCAAUGAUCACUUCAUGCCUCCCGAAGAUCCACUGGGUAGAAAUGGUCCACGUUUGGAUGAAUUUCUCACCAAGCCAGCUCCAGCCAGAAGGCCACCACAGCAGCAGCAGCAACCUGAACACCACUCCGCUAUGGCAGGGCUGUUACCCACGCCACCCAUGCCUAGAUUUCAGCAUCCAGCAGUGUUGGUGAAUCCCCAAGUGGUAGUUCAGCCGAACUGGCACAGAGACUACCCGAAGACGUACCAUCAGGACUGGCCGAGGAGGGACAACCAGCACAACCACGGGGUCCCCAUGGUCAAGGCCCCAAGACAGCGGAACACACCAAUCCGUCACCAGAUGGUCACAGAGCAGCUGUUUGAAGCACUGCGAAUAGUUUUCCCUGAGAUGGACCAGGAGGAGAAGAUACGCGAUGUCCUUAGAAAUCACAGCGCUGAAACGGACUUGAACAGGCUGACAAAUUACUGCAUGAGUGCUCUUUUUCCCUGAGUUAGUUCCCCUUUGGAAAGUUCUUCUUUGCAAUAUGAAGGAACAUAAUCUUGCUCUGUUAACACCCCUUUUUUGCCUUGGAAGAUGAUAGUAUGUGUCGAGGAGGAGACCCUUGCUGUACCCUGGAUUAGAAUCCAUCUCUUUUUGCACCAACACACAUUGAUCGGGAAGAUGGAAUAUUUGUAACCCUCUACACUGUGGUUAUUUAUGAUUUUUUUUAUUUACUUCCCUCCCUGUGGGUGAGCUCCGUUUUUUCUCUGACGACUACUCUGUUGUCAUGACAGUAUAAUUGAGCAGAUUAUUAACUUUCCGUUAUCCAUCGGUUUUGUUUCAGUUUAUGAUUUAAUUUGUGGUAAGUAUAUAUUUUAGGUACAGGUCUUCUGUGCUGACCGUCUCAGUGCUAGUGUUUUUUAUCAUUCCCACUAUCUUGUUUGUUUUGACAUAGGCAUAUAUUUUUGUUUGUUUCGUUCGUAUCUCUAACCCUUUUUUUUUUUUUUUUUUAAUCAUGUGCUAAGACUGGAACCAUGAUGGCUCCGCCACCAUUCUAAGUUCUGUCUGUACAGCACUUUAUUGGUGUAUUCUUUUGCUUACAAUGAAGGCGUCAUGUCAGAGGUAUGAAGAGAAUAUUAUGCGAAUGGUUAGUUCGCAUUAUGAGCUGAAUACAAAUGGAUCAUGAAAAUAAACGUAUCAUAAAAUUGUACGAUUAUGAUGAUGUAAAACAACAUUGGUUUUCAGUGACUGUGGAAGUCUUUUUCGGUGAUGUCAUUCUGUAUCGAACCCAAAAGUGAAAAAAGCCCAGUGUCAUCAUUUGCUGAAUAUGCAUGGAAUGUUUCUUCUGUGCUUGAUCGUCAUGAGUACUUAUAGUCGUAAACCAUUAGCAUACGUAAUGAUACUAAUUACCAUUUGUGAAACCUAACUGAAAGAAUACAUGUUCUCAUUGAUAAGAUGGAAGUAAUUUACAAUUAGAUUAACCAAGUAUUCUAUAAAACGUAUAUUGGCAUAUUUAUCUACAUAGGCAACUAAUCCAUUAGAUUCAUUAUUUUACUAUUGUGCACAAAAUCGGGAGAUUUAAUGGCGUGUAUAGAGGAUUUUUAUAGGGUGUAUCCCAUUUAAUUUGUUGGAAGACUAAAACAAGGAAUUGGUAUGUAGAGAUCUCAUUUAAUAUACAUGUAUCAUACUUCAUGACAUUGAGUGCCAUAAUGUGUCAACUUGCAUUAGAUGAUGUUUAUUAUUGUGUUGAGAUAUCAUUUAUUCAUUCAUUCAUUGCACAACUUUGUAUAUACUCGCUGUUAAUGAACCCAUCAUGUCUUGAUGAAACUUACUGAGAGAAAAAAAAGAAGAGUUCUUGAGUUCAUCGUUGAUCUGUCCUAUUCAUGUAUCAUCAUGAAAAUGAAAUUGGAGCAGGUGUUAAUCAUUAUAGACAUGAUUUGUAAAUUGUGAUUAUUUUUGUAUUUGUCGGGGUUCCAAGUUUCACAUGAAUAAGUUGUUCCAAUUCAUUUUCAAGGCAGAAGCCAGUGUUUCGAAUCCAGUGGUUCAAAUUUUGUAUUUUAAAUUUGAUGUUUUUAAACUCAUUGUUGAGCCUUGAUGUUAAUACCUUCUUUGUCAAAGAGAUAUCAUUUAAAAAGGAGUGAACAUUACAUGCUAAACAUCAUCAUUGCAGAUUUGGAGUUAUCUCUCCUUCUGAUACUUGCCAUUAAGAUACCUGUACGCUAAUGUUGAUUAGGUCCGUCCAACAGUUGUCAGGUAGUUUUAGAUAUCAUCUUUGAAAAGCUAAUAAUGUGAUAUGUAUAGUAAACAAAAUGGACCGUAACUGGUUACCAUGUAACAUGGCCUAGAUAUUACUGAUGAUGAAAGCGGUGACAGUACAUCAUUACAGAGAGCAGAAGCUGUAAAUGUUUAUUCUCAACUGUUUCUUGUGUCUUGCAAUCCAGUAUUGAGAUGCCACAUAUUGGUCAUGUAUAAACUCCAUUAUCCAGUAAAGAUGUAAAUGUUGUAAAUUGGUGUCAAAUUUGGUGCAUUGUACAUAUUCAUUCAACAGUUAAUUUAAAUGUCAUCUAAGAUGUUUUUUGUUUUUUUAAUGGCAGGCCUCUCCACUUGCAAAAAGCAGUUGAGCAAUCCUUUGCUCUCCUGAUAAUAAUUGCAGGUAAGAAAUUUCAAAUAAGGAUACCGCUUUCGGGGACAAUUUUUUAUUGCAACCAUUUCAUUUUGCAUGUCUGUUAACGCAACUUUAAAAUCCCACAAACUGCCAAUUGAUUACAUGGUGAACCAUUACCUGGUCUCAAAUUAAAGGUUGAAACCUUCAAAUGAUAACUAAUUUUAAUACAAGUUGAAGGUAACUGAUUUGGUUAACAUAAAUAAAAUUUGUGUAAUCAAACCGUAGAUUACCUAGAUAAGAAAUUGCAUGCACCGACUUCGAUUUACCUACUAAGAAAUUGAAAUAUUGUCUACUGUUCUAUACAAGAAGCAACAUAAAAAAAACAAAUGAUAAAACGAAACGAUGAAAGGUGAGUUAAAAUGCUGACUUCUUUCUGUCUUUUAGUGAGUACGAGGUGAGUGGGAGUAACUGCUCACCUGUUGUGGACAGGCCUGAGUAAUAGUUUGCUUUAACAUUAUUACUGUUCGUUUGAAGUGUUCUGUGUGCUACUUAGGCAUCACAAGAUGGCAGCAGUGGGGGUCGGGGUGGGGGUGGGGUUGAGCAGUUUUAUAUCAGUUUGCAUUUUAGCUGUGGGAAGAAACUAAUACUCCAGCUUCAGAAUUUGGGGGCCCAGACACUGCUAAUGUCUCUUUGCUUAAUAUUAACCAAAUAUGUUUGAGACAACUUAAACUUGUAAAUACCAUUUUUGUGUGAACUUUGAUCAUAUUUAACCACCAUAUGUACAGAUACAUCUAAUAGCUGUCAUCCACUAAGUUUAGGAGACUCCAAUACUGAGUGAUGAACUAGCUAAUAAAAUACAGAAACCCAUGAUUGAUGAAAUUCUUAAAAUGUGAAUGUUAUUAUGCUAGGAUUGUUUUAUUCCUGUCUUUCACUUGCACCUUCCAUUUGUUCGUCAGACAUUACAAGCUAGGGUAGUGUCAUUUUGAAGGAUUGUCAAUCUAUAAACAUUCAGUAAUCGUAAGUCUCAAUUUAUUAACUUUAUUUCCAUGUACUGUAUAUUUUGAAGUGUCAAAACGCAAAAGUUCUUUCUGGUGGAAUGGCAAAAACUAUCAAUAUGACAUAUUUCCACCAAAAUCAGUUUUAGUCUUGUCAUUUGUGUGAAAAAGAAGAACAUAAAGUACAACCUUUAAUGUUAUAUGUCACGUGUUCCCCCAAAUAUCGAUGAUCAGAAUAAGUAAUAGCAACAAAAAAAUGGAUGGUAUGUGGCUAUUUGCCCUGUUUUUCAAAUAUGAAAAAUAACAAACAUCUCUACAUCACGGAAUUUUCAAGUUUCAGGUAAGUAUUUAAAAACAAAAAAAACAAACCAAAAAACCCAACAACAAAUUUGUAUAUAUAUUUGAAUAAGUAUUUGCAUAAAGUGAAAAUGAAUAUGAUAAAAUGCAGAUAUCACUUAAUGCCCUCGUUAAGAAUUGAGGUCCAGGUUAUGCCUAUUUGUUCCUUAUUUUGAGAACAUUACAGCAGGAGACUACAUUGUAUUUAGCUGCUGUUGAGUGUAAACUGGAGGGUUGUAUUAAUAUGAUGCUUAGCUGCUGUUGAGUGUAAACUGGAGGGUUGUAUUAAUAUGAUGCUUAGCUGCUGUUGAGUGUAAACUGGAGGGUUGUAUUAAUAUGAUGCUUAGCUGCUGUUGAGUGUAAACUGGAGGGUUGUAUUAAUAUGAUGCCACUACUCAUCAUCACAGCAGGAGACUUCAUUGUAUUUAGCUGCUGUUGAGUGUAAACUGGAGCUUUGUAUUAAUAUGAUGCCAUUACUCAUUGUCACAAAAGGUGACUUGAAGCUUAUGUCUACACAUGUAUUUUAGAUAUGAGAUAUAAUUUAACACCAUUAGUGUUAUUGAACUUGAAAGGUCAAAUGCCAUGUUUACCAGGGGUAUUUCUUUGAGUUCUACAGAACAAAAUUUUGCACAUAGGGGGGAAAGGUUUGUUUAAUGUCUGUUCCUACCCUAACCCAAGAAAUCUAAGGGUGGAUUUUCAGUUGAGCUGUACAGUGCCACAAGGCUCUUUUGUUUUGUGUAAAGAGUAUUCUGUUAAAAGAUCCACCCAAAACUAUUAAGUAUACCAAUCUUGUGUUUUAUCAUUUUGAAAAAACAUUCUUGACAUCAUGAAUUUGAAUAGUGACAAAUAGGUCAAAGUAUUUUCAUGCCUUGACCUUACUGUCCAUUAUUAACUCUUCGUGCUUGACCUAUUUCCUCCAAAAUGUCUUCUGUAAAUUAUCAAAUAAAAUGAAUGCAAACAUUAAAUCCUGCACUAUAAAGAGGUUCAUAAGUCUGUUGGAAAUGAACCUUUACAAAUAACGAGAUCAUUGGUCAUCACUAGGUUCCUGUUUAUGUAUUUAAAGAAACACACACUCUUUUGGGGGGGGGGGGGGGGAGCAGUGUUGUUAUUGUACAUGUUUACAUUUGUGUAUGGGAAAAAAAUAUUUUGGCACAAAUAAUUUAUUCAGUUCUUUUGACGGAAGCAUUCGUGUGCAAUUUACAAUAUUCUUUUAUCAAUAAGGCUGACCAGUGACAUGACUGCAUGUUCACUGUUCUUGUUUGAUUAAUACAGGACAUAUUAUACAUCGUUUUUUUUAAAUAAAUGUGCAUUCUCAAAAAAAAAAA
Messenger RNA from Gigantopelta aegis, 7445 nucleotides. Its product is annotated as NEDD4-binding protein 1-like. Gene Ontology annotation, cellular component: nucleus; cytoplasmic ribonucleoprotein granule. Gene Ontology annotation, molecular function: RNA endonuclease activity; mRNA binding. The record is from RefSeq and is a predicted model, not a curated record. The transcript has 6 exons. Bases 151 to 2694 code for a protein of 847 amino acids. NCBI's taxonomy places the organism in Eukaryota, Metazoa, Mollusca, Gastropoda, Neomphalida, Peltospiridae.